AUGACAAUUCCAAACAUCCUACCGCACAAGAAAAUCAGCACCGUUUGGCACUAUUUUGAUGCAGCAGAUGACAACAAGGUCGUCUGUCGGCUGUGUAAGCAGAAACUCACUUAUAACCACUCUACUGGAGUGAUGAGAAACCACAUCCAUAGUAGACACCUCGAUGUAAACCUGCAUGGCGAAGAUGGCGAGGCCGGGCCCAGCGGGCAUGGCGGCGGAGCCAGGCAGACGAGCAUGAGAGCGUUUGUUCCAGACAGGCGCUGUGAUGCUCACCGCACAGCUAGGAUUACACAACUGGUCUGUGAAAUGACUGCCCGGGAUAUACUGCCGCCAGCUUCACACAAACUUUCUUCCCCAAACGUUGUGGCCCUGCCCCCUGCUACGUAUGCGUGCGGGGGGUGGGGAGGAGGAGCAAUUCUUUCCCUGGCUGCUCAGCCUGUUUACAAAGAAGCCGAGGCAGAGGCGUGA
This is a messenger RNA of Xyrichtys novacula (pearly razorfish), 468 nucleotides long. Lineage: Eukaryota; Metazoa; Chordata; Actinopteri; Labriformes; Labridae. The record is from the annotation of a GenBank genome assembly.